Molecule: messenger RNA, 1134 nt
Organism: Didymella exigua CBS 183.55
Lineage: Eukaryota; Fungi; Ascomycota; Dothideomycetes; Pleosporales; Didymellaceae
Product: class II peroxidase
Exons: 1
Coding region: 1-1134 (377 amino acids)
Biological process (GO): response to reactive oxygen species; hydrogen peroxide catabolic process; cellular response to oxidative stress
Molecular function (GO): heme binding; peroxidase activity
Source: RefSeq, a predicted model, not a curated record
AUGGCCUCCGCCUCGCGCACCUUCUCCCGCGCUCUGCGCACUGCCGCCCCUUCGCUUCGCGCCACGACUACACGCUCUGCCCGCUUUGUCGCGCCAGCUCAGAAUGCUUUCCGUGGCAAGCAAUGGCAACGCGGCUACGCCACGGGCAACGAGGAGCCCCAGGACAAAUACGAGGGCAACCCCACUGGCAUGUUUGUCGGUGCAGGUGCUCUGCUCCUCGGUGCCGUUGGCUACGCUGCCUAUACGUACAAGCCCGAGUUGCUAGGCCUCGAGGGCAAGCCCAAGGCUCCCUUCGUCCCUCGCUUCGAGAACUACCAGGAGGUCUACAACCACAUCGCCAAGCUGCUCCAGGAGCACGACGACUACGAUGAUGGCAGCUACGGACCCGUGUUGCUGCGUCUGGCGUGGCACGCGUCUGGUACCUACGACAAGGAGACCAACACUGGCGGUUCCAACGGCGCCACCAUGCGCUUUGCUCCCGAGGGCGACCACGGCGCCAACGCCGGUCUGAAGGCUGCCCGCGAUUUCCUCGAGCCUGUCAAGGAGGCCUUCCCCUGGAUCACCUACUCCGACCUGUGGAUCCUUGCUGGUGUUGCCGCCAUCCAAGAGAUGCAGGGCCCUAAGAUCCCCUACCGCGCUGGCCGUUCUGACCGCGACCUGUCCUUCUGCACACCCGACGGUCGCCUGCCCGACGCCUCCAAGGACCGCAGUCACAUCCGUGCCAUCUUCGGCCGUAUGGGCUUCGACGACCGCGCCAUGGUUGCGCUGUCCGGCGCCCACGCUCUGGGCCGCUGCCAUACUGACCGCUCUGGCUUCGACGGGCCCUGGACAUUCAGCCCCACCACCCUGACCAACGAUUACUUCAAGCUCCUGAUGGAAGAGAAGUGGGCGUACAAGAAGUGGAACGGCCCCAAGCAGUUCGAGGAUGUCAAGACCAAGACCUUGAUGAUGCUGCCCACCGACAUGGAGAUUGUCAAGGACAAGAGCUUUAGGAAGUACGCUGAACUGUACGCCAAGGACAACGAUGCCUUCUUCAAGGACUUCUCCAACUCUGUUGUCACUCUGUUCGAGCUUGGUGUGCCAUUCGAGCAGCCUGAAGACCAGAGGUGGGUCUUCAAGAGCUCCUUCGACUAA